GCGGGAUAAUGCGGCUGCCCAGCCCGCAGGCACCGCCAGCGGGGCGCCCCCGCCGCCAUGUCCCCCCCGGCCUCGGCGGCCGCCGCCAGCGAGGGAGGCAGCAGCACGCCGGUGCCUCCGGAGGAGGAGGCGGAGGGGGCCCGAGAGGAGCAGCGGCCAGUGAAGCAGUCUCUCAGCAAGUCUCUGUGCCGAGAGUCCCACUGGAAAUGCCUGCUGCUGUCCCUCCUCAUGUACGGCUGCAUGGGAGCCAUGACAUGGUGUCAUGUCACCAAGGUGACCCGGCUGACCUUUGACAGCGCUUACAAAGGCAAGUCCAUGAUGUACCAUGACAGCCCCUGUUCCAACGGCUACGUCUACAUCCCCUUGGCUUUCCUGGUGAUGCUCUACGUGGUGUACCUGGUGGAGUGCUGGCACUGCUACACCCGCAACGAGCUGCAAUACAAAGUAGACGUGGAGAGUGUGCACGAGCGUGUGCAGCGGAUGCAGCAGGCGACUCCCUGCAUCUGGUGGAAGGCCAUCAGCUACCACUAUGUCCGCAGGACCCGGCAGGUUACCCGCUACCGCAACGGGGAUGCCUACACCACCACCCAAGUGUAUCAUGAGCGGGUCAACACCCACGUGGCAGAGGCUGAAUUUGAUUAUUCCAAUUGUGGAGUUAAGGAUAUCUCCAAGGACCUCAUUGACCUGGAGAGCUACCCUGCCACGCGGCUCCGCUUCACCAAGUGUUUCAGCUUUGCCAAUGUGGAGUCAGAGAACUCCUAUCUGACCCAGCGGGCCCGCUUCUUCACGGAGAAUGAGGGCCUAGAUGACUACAUGGAGGCCAGGGAGGGGAUGCACCUCAAAAAUGUGGACUUCAAGGAAUACAUGGUGGCCUUUUCCGACCCAGACAACCUGCCUUGGUAUGUAUCUCACUAUGUCUUCUGGGUGGCAGCUCUGCUGACCCUGUCCUGGCCCCUGAGGGUGCUAAAUGAGUACCGCACCUCCUAUGUCCAUUACCACGUGGAGAAACUCUUUGGGUUCGACUACGUGGCAGUGACACCGGCCGAGGAGCGCACCUUCUGCCGGAGGAUGCCCCGCGUCAACACAGUGGAUAGCACUGAGCUGGAGUGGCACAUACGAUCCAACCAGCAGCUGGUGCCCAGCUAUUCAGAAGCGGUCCUGAUGGACUUGGUGGGGCUCUCCGGCUGCACCAGCUACUCUGCUUGCCGGUAUGGGGGCUACCGGCAGAACUGCGAGCGAUGCCACAGGACUAUAAGCAGCUCCUCCAUCUUCUCCCGCAGUGCUCUGAGCAUCUGCAAUGGCAGUCCCAGGAUUCCCUUCAGCAGCAGCCGCUUUUCUCUGGGCCGCCUGUAUGGCUCACGACGCAGCUGCCUCUGGCAGAGCCGGAGUGGGAGCCUGAACGAGCAGAGCUGCCCCACUGAGCAGACACGCCUCUCCAGCCAGGUGACUGUGGAGGAGGAAGACCCCCCUCCUUACCAGGAUGCCCUCUACUUCCCCGUUCUCAUUGUACACCGCAACGAAGGCUGCCUGAACCACGACCACCGUCACCUCCAUCGCAACGGGUCCUGUGUGGAGACCUCACUGUGAAAGCAGAGGGCGGUGAGAUCUCAUUGUCUGUUGCCUGGCCCAAGCCAGCACAGGAUUUGGGGAGAGGAGCACAGGGGGGACAGCCUAAGAGGACAUCAGGAUGGAGUGGACAUGGCAUCUUGCUCCAUCAGCCAGCGAAAGCUCCCCACAGUGUGGCUCUGACCUCCCAGAGGGGUGGGUGCUGAUGCUCCCCUGACAUGGCACAGAACUCUAGGACCAACCACCACAUGCAAAAAAAGAAUAAAUAAUUCAACCAAACCAACCCCAAAACCGUAAUUCAUGGCAUCAAGA
Corapipo altera (White-ruffed manakin) is the source of this 1878-nucleotide messenger RNA. RefSeq names its product transmembrane protein 151B (gene TMEM151B). The transcript is spliced from 2 exons. Lineage: Eukaryota; Metazoa; Chordata; Aves; Passeriformes; Pipridae. Bases 58 to 1587 code for a protein of 509 amino acids. The record is from RefSeq and is a predicted model, not a curated record.